Molecule: messenger RNA, 2703 nt
Organism: Liolophura sinensis
Lineage: Eukaryota; Metazoa; Mollusca; Polyplacophora; Chitonida; Chitonidae
Product: transmembrane channel-like protein 3
Exons: 20
Coding region: 151-2271 (706 amino acids)
Cellular component (GO): plasma membrane
Molecular function (GO): mechanosensitive monoatomic ion channel activity
Source: RefSeq, a predicted model, not a curated record
CGGAACAAGAAGCUGCACAAAGAGAGUGUUAGAGAUUAAAAAUACAGGUUCUUUGUAGAUUAAGGUAAAAGUGACGCACCUAUAAUCGACAGGUAAUCAACAGCUAUACGUGAUUACGAGAUGAGAUGAUCAGUGUACAUGAUUUGAGAAAUGGCCAGUCCUGAUACUACAGAAUCCAUUGACCUGUCGGACAGUUCCCUGCUCUUGUCGUCUGAGGUUGUCCCUGGUUACCGCACGUACGGCAGUGUAGACUCACCUGUUUUCGAUGACGACGAAGCUCCCCCUGGUGGUGAAAAUGGUGAUAAACAUGUGGCAUCGGAAAGUGUGAUUCAAACUGAAGACGAUGCGGCAGACCACGCCGUCAGAGAAGCCAAAUUCAGAGCGGUGUAUCAAAGAAAUGCGAAUUCCGGAAAUGCCAACUUGCAUGCAGGGAAUCACCCCAAAAAGGGUCAUCGGUAUCUUGAGCGCCUGCGUGAAAUGCCCUGGUCCAUGAAGGAAAAACUCAGUGAAGCAAAACGCGUUCGGGCUGAGCUUGGAGAAGAAUACUUCAAUGUAAGAGGGAGGCGGAAUUUCAUCCAAAAAAGCGCAAAAACGAUUCAAAAGGGAAAGAAAAAUUGGGAAGGUGGAUUUGGUCUAAUGGACAGAAGCAUAAAGAAGAUUCAGGCAUAUUUCGGAAGUGGCGUUGCCUCCUACUUCAUGUUCCUCAGGCGUAUCAUAUGGCUGAAUGUGGCUAUUGCUUUGGUUGCAUUCGGCUUUAUCUCUGUUCCACAGAUCGUUAUACAAGAAGGAACCGUUCUUGACUUGACUCAACACGGGCUGGGUGCGCUACAGAACAGCAUUGUGUUUUACGGCUAUUACGAGGCUACCCAGAGUUUUGACCAUUAUGCCAUGCCCUUGGCCUAUCUGCUGACCGUGCUGGUCGUCAUGUCAGUUUCUGUCGUUUCCAUUGUCGUUUGGAUGGGCGUGAGUUACCGGAAGAGCAAAAUGAUGACAACAGAGGUGGAGUAUAUUUAUGGCCAGCGCCUGUUUGGAGGAUGGGAUUUCUCGAUCUACCGCCCAGAUGGAGUGUUUGACCGCCAGCUGGCCAUCAGGACGGACUUUCAAGAGUUGAUCUGGGAACACAAACUCACCGUACAAAAGGGAUUUGCGUACAGAUGCUGCCUGUAUGGUGUACGAGUCAUCACAAAUAUAACAGUACUGGGUCUUCUCGCUGGAAGUGGCUACGCAAUAUUUUACGUCUCACAACACCAAUUCGAGGAGAGUGUGUUUGGGACAUACACCGAUAUCGUUGAACAAUACAAGCUGAGUGUUGUAGUUGCGGCGCUUAAGCUUUGUAUGCCUAUGGUUCUGGUAGUCAUCGGUUACGUAGAAGACUGGACACCCAGAUUUGGCUUCAACAUCACUCUUGCCCGGACUACCUUUUUCUACUUCGCCAGUUUGCUCGUCUUCAUACUAUCGUUAUUCGCCUCCUAUAAAACAGAGACGUCGACAGAAGGCUGUAUGAACGUGACAUCAGCAGAGCCGAUGACACCUGUUGAUCCAGAAGAUGAACUGUCAAGUUGUUGGGAGACGGAGAUAGGAGAGGAAGUAUUCAAACUGAUUCUAUUAGACUUCGCCGCCAGCCUCACAGUAGUAUUUGUGUUCGAUAUACUCCGAGCAGCUCUCGUAAAAAGUCACCUUUGUUGUGACAGAGUGACAUACAACUCCUUCGACGUAACCGGAGGGGUUUUGGAUGUUGUGUACUGUCAGGGCCUGAUCUGGCUGGGGAUCUACUUCUCUCCCCUGGUACCGCUCUUUGGGACGUUCAAGCUGCUGCUGACGUUCUUCAUACGCUAUAUGGUGGCUCGUCUUGUCAACGUUCCACCUAAACAACUAUAUCGUGCUUCCAGGUCCGGCAAUUUUAACAUGGCCAUUCUACUAGCAAACUUGUUUCUGUGCAUGUACCCUCUCAUGGUGGUGCUGUUCCAACUACGUCCGUCUCGCCAGUGUGGCCCCUUUAGAGCCUAUUGCUAUGUUUAUGAAGUUUUAACUACCCAAAUCGGAGAAGUGCCGGAAUGGCUGGGCAAAGCGAUUGAGUUCGUGAGCUCGCCAGAAGUGAUUAUCCCAGUCCUCGUCCUGUUAGUGCUGGUUGUCAUAUACUAUAAAAUAAAAUCCAGUUCUUACACAAAUGUCAUCAAAGAACUUCGAGAACAGCUGAAAUUUGAGCGUCGUGAAGUGAGACGCCGCGUGUUCCACGUUGCAAGGACAACCCAUGCCAAACCCGUAACAUGAAUGUGGAUUACUCAUCAAAAUUUGGAAAAGUAAAUGCAGGACAUUUGGACUGCUGUCCAAGUUCAGCUGGAGUCGAUCUCUACCACUGACAUCAUCACUGUCAUUUCUCGCUUCCAGAUGAGGGCCACGACAGCAAAGAUUCUAAAGAUACUUGAGAUUGUACUAAAAAUAUUAUUGUACUUACACUCAUAUGUACCAUACAUACCUUAAAUGACAAAACAUAAUUAAACUGUAGCUUCGGCUGCAAACAGUAUUACACAUGUUCUUAUUAUUGCUCUUUUUAAUUAUAGGAAUUAAAAGAAUAAAAUAAUAUACUCUUAGUUGUUUCGGAAGACGUGAUGCCAGCAGAAAUAGCUGCGUUCUUGGGUUAUAUAAAUAACUUCCGCCUGAUGGGUUAAAAUUGAUAAUUAUGGCGGUGCUCAAAAUUUUCUU